CAGGAAGUGCCAGCAAUGGGAGUAAGUGGCUGGCUGGAGAGCCUGACUCAGUACGACUCUCAGAAAUACAUACGCCUUCAGAGUGUUACAUGGGGAUGGGUGAAAUGUUUCCUUUCUCUAACUGUUGCUCUGUCUAUUUGCUGUAUAGUCAUCAUUUACAGACUCCAUCAGGAGAUGGAUGAAGUUAACAGCUCAGUUCGCACUAGUGUGAAGGGAGUGGCUUACAAAGACAACAGGAUCUGGGAUACAGCAGAAUACACUAUUCCAAUGCAGGCAGUAAACUCUUUUUUCGUGAUGACCAACAUCAUUAAGACAGAGAAUCAGCUUGAGCAGAGAUGCCCUGAGUAUCCCUUUGCCAAAGCUAUCUGCUCUUCAGACAAGUCCUGUGAAAAAGGGAGUGUAGAUAUCCACAGUCAUGGAAUUCAAACGGGAAAAUGUGUGGAUUAUAAUACAACUGUUAAAACCUGUGAGGUCAUGGCAUGGUGCCCUGUGGAACCCAUGGAAAACCCCCCUGAUCCUGCUGUUCUGAGGAGUUCUGAAGACUUCACUGUGCUAAUAAAGAACAACAUUCACUUCCCAAAAUUUAAUUAUACCAUACUAAAUAUUCCACAAAAAUUAAAUACUUCUUGCACAUACAACAAAAUAACUUCCCCGCUCUGUCCAAUUUUCCGUCUGGGAGAUAUCCUUCAGGAAGCAAAAGAGAAUUUUUCUGAGAUGGCAGUAAAGGGAGGAAUCAUUGCCAUUGAGAUCAACUGGGACUGUAACUUGGACAGCUGGUCUUAUGACUGCCAUCCAAAGUAUGGUUUCCGCCGCCUCGAUGACAAAAGAAUAAACCCUGGAUUCCACUUCAGAUAUGCAAGGUACUACAAGCUACCGUAUGGGAAGGAGCAGAGAACCCUUUUCAAAGUCUAUGGAAUACGGUUUGAUGUCCUUGUCUUUGGCACAGGUAGAAAAUUUAACAGCAUUGAACUCCUUAAAAACAUUGGGUCCAUGCUCUCCUAUUUUGGAUUGGUUGCAACUGCCAUUGAAUUUGCUAUUUGUAUAGGUAAUUGCUCUGGCUGCUGCACAUCACCACUCUACCAAAUUUACAACAGGAAAAAGUAUGAGACUGUGCUGAAUCCAAGACAGGUGAUGUAUGUGUCCUACGUUGAUGAGCCACAUAUUACCUUGAUAAAGGAGCCUCUGAAAAAAAGCUUGCAGCGUGCUCAAGGCAGCAUUGUUGAGAGCCACUCUGUGAAAUUCGGUGAUGCUGGUGGCUGCUGCACCAGCGAGUACAGUGAGAAUGAUAGUAAUGAAGAAUCUGAGGCGAUGCACACCCCUUAUAACCAUGAUAAUGAAGAAUAUGAGCUGGGGCAACCUCUCAGACAAGGGGCCUCUUCCCCAGACUGCCCAGAGUGGUGCUGCUGUGGCACAUGCCAGCCAACACAGAAGUACCAUGAGCAGCUCUGCUGCCGAAAGAAAAAAGGGCAGUGCAUCACAACCUCCCAUUGGUUUCAGCAGCUGGUGCUGUCCAGUCACACACUGAAUAAAGCCCUUCUCUACAAAGACCCCUUUCUGGACCUGACGGAUAGCAGUAUCAACACCCAGCUGCGUCACCUUGCUUACAAGCAAUACAUUCACUGGCGCUUUGGCUCUUUUGAUCUGGAAGACAGAGCCGUCAUCCCAAGCUGCUGCAGGUGGAAAAUUAGAGAUACUUAUCCCAAAGCUGUCAACAACUACACUGGUUUUGAGACAGAAUGAGGAUGUAGCUCACACUGUGACUCACCUUGGGCAUUUAACCUUUGUUUUCUUUCACAGGCCUUUUUUAAAAAAAAAAAAAAAAAAGAGAAGAAAGUGUGUGACUUACCAAAAUCUUCUGUAGUAGAGCUGAAUUCUUGUAUACUGUCUUUGGAGAGGCACAGUUGCCUACUGCUUAGCACAGAGGAACAAAUACUUUGAGCUAAAGUGCUUGCUUCUGCCUUUGCUUCAUCUGUGACUCACCCUGCAUGGUUUGGAAACGUAGGCUCCGGGGUGAAUUCUUAGAGCUACCUUUUAGGGAGAGGUUCCAGGCCUCCUGCCUCUGCACGGGUGCAUACCAGAAUCCCAGCUGAAUCAGGAGAUGGCCAGCACCCUGAAAAUAAGGUGGAGCCACAAGUAAUCUCAAAGCAUGACCCCUGAAGGAAGUCCAAAAGAGAUAUCACUUGAAAACAUGGUCCUAAGCAUUUUUCUCCCCCAGCCUCACCACCUUUCUGCAGUUCUGGAUCAAGAGGCUCUAGAGAGGCCACUGAGCAUGUAGUUUCAUAACUUGCUGUUGAAGGCCUUGCAGUCCUUCCAGAUGAAACAGGCUUAUUUUAGAUGAUUUCAGUGUCACAAAGCAUCUUCUGAAAAGCCCAGCUGUCCUCUUUGUAUUACUCCUUUUAAUUUGAACUCAGGAAUUACAAUGAAAAGUAGUUUUAACGUCUUUGUGUGAUAUUUUGGGGCAUUUCAUUCAUACACAUUGAAAUUGGGCUUUGGCCUCCCGUUUGCUCUUAGCUUCAAACAGGCCUUGCCUCCUAUACUUUAUCCUACUGACCUUGGCACAGUGCAAGUUGCUUUGUGCUAUGAUGCGUUAGGCCACACUACAGCCGAGGAGCAGCAAAUUCAGGGUAGACUAAUCUGUGCUCCAACACCUUUUCAAUUCCUUCUUUUUGUUAUACUUGGACAUGUUCUAUUUUUGUAGAAACAAAGGAAACAAAGUGAGAAGGAUUGUAACAUAUAUAUUCUGCUCUUUUCAACUAAACUUUGUUCUUUCAGAGCUAACUCUGCAGCUUGCUGUUUUCAUUACCCACAUAUAUAUUUUAAGAUGUAUUGCAGGCAAAUUAUGUAUAUCUUCAGUUGUAAUAAGCAUUAAUUGUAUUCAUGUUCAUAUUGCAACAUCAUCUCUCUAGAGUGGGAAAAUAUGACAGUUGACAUUAAUGCAUUCCUGUUGUGACACAUGAAGCAAUGCUCCUUUUGGAAGAAUUACACUGAAUAUUCACUUAAAAUGGUGGUUUUAAUCUCCUUUCACAUCUGGACAUAUGUUCUUCCUUAUCAUCUCCCCAUUCUUUUUGGUCCUUUCAGUUUUUAUUGUUU
This is a messenger RNA of Tyto alba (common barn owl), 3090 nucleotides long. It is a transcript of the gene P2RX7, whose product is annotated as purinergic receptor P2X 7. The transcript is spliced from 13 exons. The coding region runs from base 16 to 1740 and encodes 574 amino acids. Gene Ontology annotation, cellular component: nuclear inner membrane; plasma membrane. The record is from RefSeq and is a predicted model, not a curated record. Lineage: Eukaryota; Metazoa; Chordata; Aves; Strigiformes; Tytonidae. Gene Ontology annotation, molecular function: ATP binding; purinergic nucleotide receptor activity; extracellularly ATP-gated monoatomic cation channel activity. Gene Ontology annotation, biological process: monoatomic cation transmembrane transport; response to ATP.